GUUUUCAGAGACGUCUCGGAGCUGACAGGGUUUCCGGAAAUGUUAGGGGGCCGGGUGAAAACCCUGCAUCCCGCAGUCCACGCAGGAAUCUUGGCUCGUGAUAUCCCAGAAGAUAAUGAGGACAUGGCCAGACUUGAUUUCAAUCUCAUAAGAGUUGUGGUCUGCAAUCUCUAUCCGUUCGUGAAAACGGUGGCUUCUCCAGACGUCUCUGUGGAGGCAGCUGUGGAGCAAAUCGACAUUGGUGGCGUCACCUUACUGAGAGCAGCAGCCAAAAACCACGCGCGCGUGACCGUCGUGUGUGACCCAGGGGACUACGAGGCGGUGUCCGGGGAGAUGCAGAGCUCUGACCGUAAAGACACCUCCUUGGAGACUAGGUGCCAGCUAGCCUUGAAGGCGUUCACUCACACUGCCCAGUACGAUGAGGCAAUUUCCGAUUACUUCAGGAGGCAGUUCAGUAAAGGAGUGUCCCAGCUGCCCUUGAGGUACGGGAUGAACCCGCAUCAAACACCUGCUCAGUUGUACACACUGCAGCCCAGACUUCCCCUCACAGUUGUAAAUGGAGCCCCUGGAUUUAUAAACCUGUGUGAUGCGUUGAACGCCUGGCAGCUGGUAAAGGAGCUCAAAGAAGCUUUGGGCCUCCCCGCCGCUGCCUCUUUCAAACACGUCAGUCCAGCAGGUGCUGCUGUUGGGUUUCCACUCAGUGAAGAUGAGGCCAAAGUGUGCAUGGUCUUCGAUCUCUACCCCACCCUCACGCCCAUUGCUACCGCGUAUGCCAGAGCAAGAGGGGCUGAUAGGAUGUCUUCAUUUGGUGAUUUUAUUGCACUGUCUGAUAUUUGUGAUGUCCCUACUGCCAAAAUCAUCUCCAGAGAGGUGUCUGAUGGCAUUGUUGCGCCAGGAUAUGAAGAAGCAGCCCUGAAAAUUCUGUCUAAAAAGAAAAAUGGAAACUACUGUGUGCUUCAGAUGGACCCUUCGUAUAAACCAGAUGAAAAUGAAGUUCGAACUCUCUUUGGUCUGCGUUUAAGCCAGAAGAGAAAUAACGGUGUCAUCGACGGGUCAUUAUUUAGCAAUAUUGUUACCAAGAAGAAAGAGUUGCCGGAGUCUGCACUCAGGGACCUCAUCGUCGCCACCAUUGCAGUCAAGUACACUCAGUCUAAUUCCGUGUGCUACGCCAAGAACGGGCAGGUCAUCGGCAUUGGAGCUGGGCAGCAGUCUCGAAUUCACUGCACGCGCCUUGCAGGGGAUAAGGCAAACUGUUGGUGGCUUAGACACCACCCGCGAGUGCUUUCGAUGAAGUUUAAAACCGGAGUGAAGAGGGCAGAAAUCUCUAAUGCCAUCGAUCAAUAUGUUACUGGAACCAUUGGCGAGGAUGAAGAUCUGAGAAAGUGGGAGGCGCUGUUUGAGGAAGUCCCCGCACCAUUGACCGAGGCCGAGAAGCAGCAGUGGGUGGACACACUUGGUGAAGUUUCUAUCAGUUCGGAUGCCUUCUUUCCUUUCAGGGAUAAUGUAGACCGAGCUAAAAGGAGUGGGGUGGCCUACAUUGCCGCUCCGUCCGGUUCUGCCGCUGACCAAGUUGUGACUGAGGCCUGCAACGAACUGGGGAUCAUCCUGGCUCAUACCAGUCUCCGUCUCUUUCAUCACUGAGCCGUCUCAUGCUGGUCUUCUGUAGUUUGUCUAUAUGACUGUGAACAAUCAAACAUUUUCAUGUGUUUUUUCCCCCUCCCCAAAAUAAAACAUUAAAUCUUAAUGUUUGGAUCCAUAAUA
Messenger RNA from Echinops telfairi (small Madagascar hedgehog), 1761 nucleotides. It is a transcript of the gene ATIC, whose product is annotated as 5-aminoimidazole-4-carboxamide ribonucleotide formyltransferase/IMP cyclohydrolase. The transcript is spliced from 14 exons. Gene Ontology annotation, molecular function: IMP cyclohydrolase activity; phosphoribosylaminoimidazolecarboxamide formyltransferase activity. Gene Ontology annotation, cellular component: cytosol. Gene Ontology annotation, biological process: 'de novo' IMP biosynthetic process. The annotation marks the transcript as partial. NCBI's taxonomy places the organism in Eukaryota, Metazoa, Chordata, Mammalia, Afrosoricida, Tenrecidae. The record is from RefSeq and is a predicted model, not a curated record.